Fonsecaea nubica is the source of this 1647-nucleotide messenger RNA. RefSeq lists its product as hypothetical. The transcript has 2 exons. Lineage: Eukaryota; Fungi; Ascomycota; Eurotiomycetes; Chaetothyriales; Herpotrichiellaceae. The record is from RefSeq and is a predicted model, not a curated record. Bases 1 to 1647 code for a protein of 548 amino acids. Gene Ontology annotation, molecular function: oxidoreductase activity.
AUGGGUUCAAUUAAUGCCUUGACCAACGGAAGCCAUGAAGUCCGAGAAGUCGACAUUCUCAUUAUCGGCGCGGGCUUCGGUGGCUGCUAUGGUCUCUAUAAGUUCCGUCGUCUAGGGUUCAACGUCCAUUUGUUCGAGGCUGGCUCAACUCUCGGCGGAGUCUGGCACUGGAACAACUACCCUGGGGCUCGUGUCGACUCGGAGAUUCCAUACUAUCAGUUCUCGAUGCCCGAAGUCUGGCGCAAAUGGAACUGGUCCGAGAGAUUUCCAAGCGGAGAAGAGUUGAAGGAGUAUUUCAAGCACGUGGAUACGACAUUAGACCUAUCUAAAGAUAUCACCUAUUCCGCCAAUGUUAUCGGCGCCGAAUUUGACCAGUCAACCGGGAAAUGGACCGUCACGACCGAGAGUGGCCAGAAAGCGAGAUGCAAGUAUCUCAUCUGUGCCACAGGAAGUUCAUUCAAACCCUACUUCCCCGAUUUCAAAAACCUGGACAAAUUUCGAGGACAGCUCAUUCACUCGACCCGCUGGCCGAAAGUGGCCAACACCAAAAACACCCGUGUUGCCAUCAUCGGGUCAGGCGCAACAGCGGUGCAGUGCACACAGGAAAUUGCGAAGGAGGCACAGCACUUGACCGUGUAUAUCCGUACUGCCAGCAUCUCGUUACCUAUGUUCCAACGCCCAUUGAGCGAAUUUGAACAGCGAGUCAACAAGUCCACGUAUGGACACGUGUUUGCCUACUGUCGGCAAUCAAAAUCAGGACUAGGGUACGAUCCUCGGCCAGGCUCCGUCUUUGACUUGAACGAUCAAGAGCGGGAAGAGCUUUGGGAGGAACUAUGGAAUCGUGGUGGAUUCAACUUCAACCAGGCAAACUACCGAGACUUCUUGGUGGACGAAAAGGCCAACAAGUUGAUGUAUGAGUUUUGGGCGAAGAAGACACGUCCUAGGCUCAAGAAUCCAGCCAAAGCGGCAUUCCUAGUGCCAGAGAAGGCACCCUUCGCGUUUGGGACGAAGCGAAGCAGUCUCGAGCAAGAUUACUACGAGUGUCUUGACCAGGACAAUGUUGAUAUUGUGGACCUCAAAGCUAACCCGAUCCGAGAGUUCACUGAGAAAGGCAUCAUCACCCAAGACGGGGUCGAACGUGAAUUUGAUACAGUCGUCAUGGCCACGGGCUUCGACGCUAUGACGGGUAGCCUGACGAACAUGAACAUCAAGGGGACAGACGGAUUGACGUUCCGGGAGCGAUGGAAGGAUGGCGUCUUCACACACCUGGGGUUAUGCAGCAGUGGCUGCCCGAAUAUGUUUAUGAUAUAUGGACCUCAAGCACCGACCGCCUUCACAAACGGACCGGUUUUCAUUGAAAGCCAGGUCGAUAUAGUCGUCGACCUGAUCAAAAAACUUGAGGCGGAAGGUAUCAAGUCGAUUGAAGCAAAGAGGGACGCUGAGGAGCAGUGGAAGCAAGCAAUCCAAGAGGCUAACGACAAAACCCUGCUACCAUUGACUGACUCCUGGUACAUGGGGGCCAAUAUCCCGGGAAAGAAACGGGAACAGUUAAACUACCUGGGAGGCAUUGAGCAGUACGAAAGGGAGUGUCGACAAGCUCUAAAGACAUUACAGGGAUUUGAGGUGAUCUACAAUACCGACAAGUAG